Messenger RNA from Hipposideros armiger (great roundleaf bat), 2569 nucleotides. It is a transcript of the gene RBCK1, whose product is annotated as RANBP2-type and C3HC4-type zinc finger containing 1. The record is from RefSeq and is a predicted model, not a curated record. The transcript has 14 exons. Gene Ontology annotation, molecular function: ubiquitin-protein transferase activity; ubiquitin binding. Bases 325 to 1962 code for a protein of 545 amino acids. Gene Ontology annotation, biological process: positive regulation of canonical NF-kappaB signal transduction; protein linear polyubiquitination; proteasome-mediated ubiquitin-dependent protein catabolic process. Gene Ontology annotation, cellular component: LUBAC complex. NCBI's taxonomy places the organism in Eukaryota, Metazoa, Chordata, Mammalia, Chiroptera, Hipposideridae.
CCGGCCCCGCCCUUCCUCCUCCCCCACUCCUGCCGCGCCGCCGGCGUGGCCCAGCGGGCUUGACUCGGUGCCCCCUGCCCUUUCACCUCCCACGCGGAGUGCCGGCUUGUCCCCUAGCCCAGUCCGGAUCCCCGCUCCGCGGGUAGUGUGAUGCCUCCGGACUGCUGUCGGGAACACCGAGGCGCAAAGAGGGCUUGGGCCAUGCCAGAGGCCGCUGGCCGGGGCUGAGUUGCUCCUGGUCGCCUGCCCUCUCCCGGGUGACCCGGAGGUACAUUUCCCCGGAGCUGCUGCCCCCGCUUGGGGGGAUGGGCGCAAUCACGCCAGAUGGACGAGAAGAUCAAGAAAGCCGAAGAGAUGGCCCUGAGACUCACCCGAGCAGUAGCGGGCGGGGAUGAACAGGUGGCUGUGCAGUGUGCAGUCUGGCUGGCAGAGCAGCGGGUGCCCCUGAGUGUGCAACUGAAGCCCGAGGUCUCCCCAACACAGGACAUCAGUCUGUCAGAAGUAUAUGUAACAACCUGGACUUGCAACUGGCAACUGGAGUCCAAGGAGGGGGUGGUUGGAACCCCCAAUCUAAAUCCCGUUGGUCCGAAAUCCAGGCUGUGUGUCAGUGUGGAGGAUGCUCAGAUGCACACUGUCACCAUCUGGCUCAUGGUGCGCCCUGACAUGACAGUGGCUUCCCUCAAGGACAUGGUGUUCCUGGACUAUGGCUUCCCGCCAGCCCUGCAGCAGUGGGUAAUUGGGCAGCGGUUGGCCCGGGACCAGGAGACCCUGCACUCCCAUGGGGUGCGGCGCAAUGGCGACAGUGCUUACCUCUAUCUGCUGUCAGCCUGCAACACCUCACUCAACCCUCAGGAGCUGCAGCGGGAACGCCAGUUGCGGAUGCUGGAAGAUCUGGGCUUCAAGGACCUCACGCUGCAGCCCCGGGGCCCACUGGAGCCGGCGCCUCCGAAGCCUGGGGCCCCCCAGGAGCCAGUGCAGGGGCAGCCUGAUACUACGCCGGAGCCCCCGCCGGUGGGCUGGCAAUGCCCAGGCUGUACCUUCAUCAACAAGCCCACACGGCCGGGCUGUGAAAUGUGCUGCCGGGCGCGGCCCGAGGCCUACCAAAUCCCAGCCUCCUACCAGCCGGAUGCGGAGGAGCUAGCGCGCCUGGCCAGUGAGGAGGAGGCGCUGCGCCAGUACCAGCAGCGGAAGCAGCAGCAGCAGGAGGGGAACUACCGGCAGCACAUCCAGCUGGAUCAGAGGAGCCUGGUGCUGAAUACCGAGCCCACCGAAUGCCCCGUGUGCUACUCGGCGCUGGCGCCUGGCGAGGCCGUGGUGCUGCGAGAGUGUCUUCAUGCCUUCUGCAGGGAGUGUCUGCAGGGCACCAUCCGAAACAGCCAGGAGGCCGAGGUUGCCUGCCCCUUCAUUGACAACACCUACUCGUGCUCUGGCAAACUGCUGGAGAGGGAGAUCCGGGCGCUGCUGACCCCUGAGGAUUACCAGCGAUUUCUGGACCUAGGCGUCUCCAUCGCCGAGAAUCGAAGUGCCUUCAGCUAUCACUGCAAGACACCGGACUGCAAGGGGUGGUGCUUCUUUGAGGAUGAUGUCAAUGAGUUCACCUGCCCCGUGUGUUUCCACAUCAACUGCCUGGUUUGCAAGGCCAUUCAUGAGCAGAUGAACUGUAAGGAGUACCAGGACGACCUGGCCUUGCGGGCUCAGAACGAUGUGGCCGCCCGGCAGACGACAGAAAUGCUGAGGUCCAUGCUACAGCAGGGCGAGGCCAUGCACUGCCCGCAGUGCCAGAUCGUGGUGCAGAAGAAGGAUGGCUGUGACUGGAUCCGCUGCACUGUCUGCCACACCGAGAUCUGCUGGGUCACCAAGGGCCCGCGCUGGGGCCCAGGGGGCCCAGGAGACACCAGUGCAGGCUGCCGCUGCCGGGUGAAUGGGAUUCCUUGCCACCCCAGCUGUCAGAAUUGCCACUGAGCUGAAGAUGGUCUGGUCCCCACGCUGACCCAGCCCCCGUUCACAAGUUGCUGUGGGACACGGCAGGUGCUUUGGCUCUGGUUUCCAGCCUGGAAGAUGCCAAGGCCCCUGAGCUGCAUGGAUGGGGAUGGCCUUGUUUGCGAGGGGUGUUGCAAGACCCCCCCACUCCCCCCACCCCCACAGAGCUGGCUUGUCCACAGCUGCCUCUGCCCCAGUGCCUUUGCCUUUCCCGUGGGGCUUGCUGGCCAGACCUCUCAUCUCUCCUUUGCGGCUCCCACCUCUGCCUGACCCAGCCUUAAACACAGCCCUGGCCAGAGGCCUCGCUGGAUAGAGCCUCCGAGGGCUCUGUGUGAGUCCACAUCCCCCGUCCUUGUCUGCUAAACGCUGAACACUCACAGCCUGCCAUUUCGCCUGUCCUCUUUCUGGGGGUGACUGUGCUCUGGCUUUGCUGUUGGAGGUCUGAGGCCUCUUAGAACUGCUGCUAAUUCUGUUCAGAGCCGAGAAGGAGACCUGGCAGUUCGUAAAUUAAAGCACAGCCCAUCAGGUCCAGCUUCUGCAUCUUCCUCUUUGCUGCUGGUGUACGCUGAUUAAAAUGGUUUUCCAGGAA